AAUUAUGUGUGAAUUUAACCACAGAUAGCUGCUUCUCCCAAAGGUAACAUCCAUUUCCCAAGUCAACAUUAACAGAAUAAUCUUGUACAAAUAAAAAUUGCAUUGCACAUAUAUUUUAUUUAAAUCAUGUCAAUGAAAAACGUAAAUGCUGAAAUGUUUAGCUGUGGUUGUGCAUGGCAGGGUAACAGUAUACAGAUAACAAACAUGUGGCCCUCUCAUGUCCUGGGUAGGUAGCAAAUAAAGCUCAGAGUAUGGGUGUAAAACUGUCGGGUUUUAAUGACUAACUUUAGCCUUUUGGAAACACAUUGUAUGCCUGUGGAAAUAUGGCUUUCCGUCGUUGUCAGUGGCAUGAUUUGUCUCCGUUGCGCAAAAUUAUUGUGACUAUUUUUUUUAUAUAUAUUUAGAGUAGAAAGGGAAAUAAAAUAAAAUAAAAUGAAGUAAAGGAAAAAUAGCGGGAUUUCUAAAAUCAACGACAGACCGGAGUGUCACGUUUAAGCAGGUUUAAGCCAGUGAUAUUCUGUAUUCUCAAACACACAUGGAUGACUGUGAGAAUUAAGAAAGUCCGUAGUAAGUUUAUUCAACAAGUAAAACAUUGUUCAAUAUUAUAUGCGUUGAUAUGCAUACAAGGCAAAUACGGUGAUUACAAAGCACAUUUAAAAUGAUAUGUCAUUAUUUGAAUGAACAACACCGUCGGUAAAAACAGGAAGCCAGAGUAGCAAAGUCCUUACUUUCAUUCAUUCUUUUCGUUUAAUGAAUGGAAACGAAAACCAAUCGAUAUUUGAAACCUAAUGAUUGACUUCAUAAGAUUAUUUCGAUAACCAAAGUUGUCCUUGUACACUAUAUUCUAUCAGGAUAAAAUGAUGAUGGCACUGAAUAAUUAUUCAAGAACACAAUUUGCCAUAAUCCUAAAUUAUUAAAACAAACAGAAUAAGUCACUCGUUUUAACAGUUCUAUAAGGUGUAGCCAGUAAUUCCAGUACUAAUAAAGAUCUAAAUAAAAACAUUUAAGGAUGCAUCUUAACUAAACUAACAAAUAGGCCUAUAUAGGGACAUUCCUAAAAGACAGGGUUAACCUAACUGAAAGCACGACUCUUUAAUGCAGUGUUAGACAGCACGGACUCCAGUUAUAACAAAAACCGUCAUAAUGCUGCUAAUGUUUUGGUUUAUUUUAAGAAAAAAUAUAAAUAAGACAUUUCGCUGUCGUCCUAUCUGAAAAGACUGUUCUCUAAAAGUAGUCUACGUCAACUGAGUUAAUAAUGUGCAUUUCUUAUUUAGCCUAAAAUAUAUUCUUAAACCUACCGAUUACCUUCAGAUAAAAUAUGACGAGGAAUACGAGUUAUUAAACGUGGGGGAAUAAUCCGAAAAUGUGCCAAACCAAAAGACUGCGAGAGUUCAGACGCUGUUUUUCUUAUGUCUCCUCAGUGUCGGUGUAUUUCCCGUCCACUCGCUAGUCGCUACCGAUAUACCUUUAGAUUUAGUUGUGUAUAAAAUCCCAGGAUUAAUUUGUCGUCGAGCAAGUAAAAGCGAUGACGCAUCGAGCGUUGAUUGGACGGCUGCGCCUGGAUCCCUCCCUUUAAAUUUUCACAGGAGUGCGUCCGGUGCUCUAAAACACAGCCACACUGGAAGACGCUACCGCCAACACACUCCAAAAAGACACCGUGCACUUUUUUAUCCUCAUGGAAAUCUGGGAGCGGUGAUUACAGAAAACACAGACAACGGAACAAGCUGUUUUGACUACUGAGAGAAAGGGCGUGCAACUGUCCGACUACAGACCUCGCUGGUGUGAUGGACUUUUGAUUGCAACUCGCUGAAAAAAGCAACGAAUUUAAGGACUUUCUUUUGGGGCACUGGCAUUCGGAAGGCUGAUGAUUUAAUUCGGUGACCUCAUUGCGCAUGUGCCCCGAGCACAAAUAACAAGAUUGUCUGUUUUUAAAAUAAAUAUACAGAUUUUUUUAUCUUAAUAGUUUCCUUAUUCUCUUAAAUUGGCUCCCGUACAAACAGCCGCGUUGGAUCCCUCGGGUUACUGCGAGACUCCGGUAUAUAAUCCGGAUCUCUGCCCAAAUAUGAUAGCUGCCCAAGCUAAACUGGUAUACCAUCUCAACAAAUAUUACAACGAGAAAUGCCAGUCCCGCAAAGCAGCCAUCUCCAAAACCAUCCGAGAGGUGUGCAAGGUGGUGUCGGAUGUCCUGAAGGAGGUGGAGGUUCAGGAGCCGAGGUUCAUCAGCUCCCUUAGUGAAAUGGAUGGACGUUUCGAGGGUCUGGAGGUGAUAGCUCCAACAGAGUUCGAAGUGGUCCUCUAUCUAAAUCAGAUGGGGGUGUUCAACUUCGUGGACGACGGUUCCCUUCCGGGCUGCGCCGUGCUCAAGCUCAGUGACGGCCGAAAGAGGAGCAUGUCUCUGUGGGUCGAGUUCAUCACCGCGUCCGGCUACCUCUCGGCACGCAAGAUCCGCUCCCGGUUUCAAACGCUCGUAGCCCAGGCUGUCGAUAAGUGCAGUUACAGAGAUGUGGUCAAAAUGGUUGCAGACACGAGUGAGGUGAGGUUACGCAUCAGAGACAGAUACGUGGUCCAGAUUACCCCGGCUUUCAAAUGCACGGGGAUAUGGCCACGGAGCGCGGCUCACUGGCCUAUGCCCCACAUCCCUUGGCCGGGUCCCAACCGGGUCGCAGAGGUAAAAGCCGAAGGUUUCAACCUCCUAUCUAAGGAAUGCUACUCGUUAAACGGUAAGCAGAGCUCGGCUGAGAGCGACGCCUGGGUCUUGCAAUUUGCAGAGGCCGAAAACCGCCUCCUUUUGGGAGGGUGCAGGAAGAAAUGUCUGUCGGUUCUGAAAACACUGCGUGACCGUCACCUUGAACUCCCAGGGACGCCCCUCAACAACUACCACAUGAAAUCUUUGGUCUCCUACGAGUGUGAAAAGCAUCCCAGGGAAUCGGACUGGGACGAAAACUGUCUCGGAGAUCGACUGAACGGGAUUUUAUUGCAACUUAUUUCGUGUUUGCAGUGCAGGAGAUGUCCCCAUUAUUUCCUACCUAACUUAGACCUUUUCCAAGGAAAACCACAUUCCUCCCUGGAAAACGCGGCCAAACAGACUUGGCGACUGGCAAGAGAAAUUCUAACCAACCCUAAAAGCUUGGAGAAACUCUGAGGUAAAAAUCACAACAACAUGUUUGUACAAAAAUGUGCACUAUAUGUGGACUAUCCGCUAGUCCAGAGGCCUAGACGAAGUUUAUCAAGGACUACACGAACAGAAUGGCCAUUGCUGUUCAGUCUUAUCCACCGUCUUACAUGUGCAUCUAUUUGCCUACUUCAUGGAUAACAAUUAUUUUAGAUACACCGUCUAAAAUAGUUUUCAUGCCAAGAAAUUACUGUCACGACCUUAUAUUUUGUGAUGUCAUCAUUUGGACACAAAAAUCCAUCAACAAUCAAAUUUGGAGGUUAAUAUGUCAGUGUUAUUUCUUCUACCCGUGUCCUAUAAUUCGGUUUCUGCUUAAAUGCUUUAAAUAAAGCCCGUGAUGAGCCUUGACAAAACCUUAACUGUACAUUUUUAUAUUGUAAAUAGGCAACAUACAUUCAUAGAUUGUGAUUCCAGUGGUCUGAAAAUUGUGAAUGUUGUUCUGUGACACGUAAAAAUAGAGUUCAGUUCCACCUGUUUAAGGAUAACGCCUGAUUUACCCCCCCUGACAAGAAAACAAUAUAGAAUGCAUCAGUGCUAGUUUAUCAAUGUCAGUGGAACGUUUCUAAUUUUUUUUUUAAAGUUUACAUUUUGAUGGUACGUAGGCCUAUUUGUUAAAUUUUGAAACAUUCCAUAAAUAUACUUGAAUCAUUAUUUAAUCUAUAUCUGAUCAUUUUGUUUAUACCCUGUCUACAUGGUAAAAGCUGAAAAUAAGGAAAUAUAUAUAAAAGAUACCUGAGAAAAUGCACUUAAAAUACACUGGAAUAUAAUUUUUUUGUGAUUUGAUUUUUUAUCUCUGUCUCUGAAUUUAUUUAAAGAGUUAAUAAAAACUGAGUCAUA
Molecule: messenger RNA, 4009 nt
Organism: Clupea harengus (Atlantic herring)
Lineage: Eukaryota; Metazoa; Chordata; Actinopteri; Clupeiformes; Clupeidae
Gene: mab21l1
Product: mab-21-like 1
Source: RefSeq, a predicted model, not a curated record